GUAUUCAAUGGUCUCGUGUUUGCUGCCUUCUCAGCUCACUCCGUCUUCGUCUGCCUCUCGCCUUGGACAUUUGAGCGAUGUCUACCUUGACGAGGACUCUGAAUUGGAAAUGGAUGCCCCCUGCUCCCUUCCCCAUGAGAUCCCCCACAACGAGAAGCUCCUGUCUCUCAAGUAUGAGAGCUUGGACUACGACAAUUGUGAGAACCAGCUCUUCCUGGAAGAGGAAAGGAGGAACCACACGGCCUUCCGGACAGUGGAGAUCCGGCGCUGGGUCAUCUGCGCCCUGAUUGGGAUUUUCACUGGCCUCGUCGCCUGCUUCAUCGACAUCCUGGUGGAGCGCUUGGCAGGGCUGAAGUACAAAGUGGUGAAGGGCAAUAUUGACAGGUUCACGGAGACGGGAGGCCUGUCUUUCUCGCUGCUUCUCUGGGCCGCCCUGAACGCUGCUGUCGUGAUGGUGGGCUCCACAAUCGUGGCCCUUGCUGAGCCAGUGGCUGCUGGCAGUGGAAUCCCCCAGAUCAAAUGUUAUCUCAAUGGUGUGAAGAUCCCCCACGUGGUCCGGUUGAAGACACUGGUGGUCAAAGUCUGUGGCGUGAUUCUCUCGGUGGUCGGGGGCCUUGCCGUCGGAAAGGAAGGCCCCAUGAUCCACUCAGGGGCUGUCAUCGCAGCUGGGAUUUCUCAGGGACGGUCAACUUCCUUGAAGAGAGACUUCAAGAUGUUUGAGUACUUCCGGAGAGACACGGAGAAGAGGGACUUUGUCUCGGCCGGAGCUGCGGCAGGCGUCUCGGCUGCCUUUGGAGCCCCUGUUGGCGGUGUGCUGUUCAGCUUGGAGGAAGGAGCUUCCUUUUGGAACCAGUUCCUGACCUGGAGAAUUUUCUUUGCCUCCAUGAUCUCAACCUUCACCUUGAACUCCAUCCUGAGCAUCUACCACGGCAACCCCUGGGACCUCUCCAGCCCGGGGCUCAUCAAUUUUGGCCGCUUUGAUACCGAGAAAAUGGGCUACACCAUCCAAGAAAUCCCAAUUUUCAUCUUCAUGGGAGUUGUGGGGGGGAUUCUCGGGGCCACCUUCAAUGCCUUGAACUAUUGGUUGACCAUGUUCCGGAUAAGGUACAUCCACCGCCCCUGCUUGCAGGUGCUGGAGGCUAUGCUGGUGGGGGCCGUGACGGCGGCUGUGGGGUUCGUGAUGAUCUACAGUUCCCAGGACUGCCAGCCUCUCCAAGGCAACCGGGUGACCUAUCCCCUGCAGCUGUUCUGUGCUGACGGAGAAUACAACUCCAUGGCCACGGCCUUCUUCAACACGCCCGAGAAAAGCGUGGUCAGCCUCUUCCACGACCCCCCAGGGACCUACAACCCCAUGACCUUGGGCAUGUUCACCUUGGCAUAUUUCUUCCUGGCCUGUUGGACCUAUGGGCUGACGGUCUCCGCGGGGGUCUUCAUCCCGUCCCUGCUGAUCGGGGCCGCCUGGGGCCGCCUCUUCGGCAUCUCGCUCUCCUAUAUCACCAGUGGCUGGAUCUGGGCGGACCCAGGGAAAUACGCUCUGAUGGGAGCUGCUGCACAGUUGGGGGGGAUCGUGCGCAUGACGCUGAGCCUGACGGUCAUCAUGAUGGAGGCGACAGGCAACGUCACCUACGGCUUCCCCAUCAUGCUGGUGCUGAUGACGGCCAAGAUCGUGGGCGAUUACUUCGUCGAGGGCCUGUACGACAUGCACAUCCAGCUACAGAGCGUCCCCUUCCUGCACUGGGAAGCCCCCGUCACCUCCCACUCCCUCAUCGCCAGAGAGGUGAUGAGCACCCCAGUCACUUGCCUGCGCCAGGUGGAGAAGGUGGGCACCGUCGUGGACAUCCUCAGCAACACCAGCUCCAACCACAAUGGGUUCCCAGUAGUAGAGAGCCUCCCCGACGGCUCCCAGACCUUGGGACUGCGAGGCCUGAUCCUGCGCUCCCAGCUGAUCGUUCUGCUGAAGCACAAGGUCUUUGUGGAGCGUAGCAGCCUCUCCUUGGUGCACCGUCGCUUGAAGCUGAAGGACUUCCGGGACGCCUACCCCCGCUUCCCCCCCAUCCAGUCCAUCCACGUGUCGCAGGACGAGCGGGAGUGCAUGAUGGACCUCACCGAGUUCAUGAACCCCUCGCCCUACACAGUGCCGCAGGAGGCCUCCCUCCCUCGCGUCUUCAAGCUCUUCCGGGCCUUGGGCUUGCGCCACCUGGUGGUGGUGGACAAUCGUAACCAGGUGGUGGGACUGGUCACCAGGAAGGAUCUGGCCCGGUACCGCCUGGGGAAGGAGGGUUUGGAGGAACUGUCGCUGGCCCAGACGUGACCCGGUGGCACCAAAGGCUUGGCUGUGCAUCGUGGCCCCUCUGCAGCCUAGUCCAGCCCUGCCCUGCCUCUCUCUCGAGACAGAGGUUGUAGUGGGGGACGCUGACCCAGUGCCCAGCCCCUGGUGUCUCACAGUGUGUCCCCCACAGCCUGCCCCCCACUCCCUGGCCCUCCAGGUGGACUCCCUCCCUCCUUCCCUCCCUCCCUUUCCCCUCCUUUCCAUUCACGGUCUUAAUACGGGAUCAAGGAGGCGGUAGGUUUUAUUGAGGAACUGCGCUACGAUUCAGAGGAGCCCUUUCCUCACAGUGCCCUUUCUGUUGCAACCCGGUUCUGAGCAGAUGCUCCUCUGCCCCAGCUCCCACCAACAGUGCCUUUCUUCCUUCCUUUCCCUCUGCCCUUCUGUGCCUGGACUGGACCUGAACAGAGCCGGCCUGGAGAAUCCGGCCAGGGAUUUCCAAUAGUGUCUCGUGGCUGCGUAUCAGGAUGGACUGACCCUGCCUGGCAACUGUGUCACUGCCCCCCACACACACGCACACUGUACCCAAUGCUGCAGGGGGGUGGCUCAGGCAGGCUGGGGGCGUGGGGGCCUUUCUCCGCACCUCUCCCCUUCCCUCAAACUCUUCUCUAUUCUGGGCCAGUGGGGAAAAAACUGCUGCUGCCCUUGUGGCUUUUUAUUGCUAGCCGAAUAGCAGGGUGGGUCGAGGUGGGGGGUUGCUUUAGAUGCUUGGAUGGUUUCUAUCCUCCUCAUUUGAGUUACUGUGGCCUCCCUCUGGCUUUCAAGCUGCCAACUUGCAAAGAGGGAGGGUCGUGUCCCUUCUCUGCCUCCACACCCCCUCUGGACGUUCCUGACGCUGCAGCUUUUGGGGCUGCAGAGGCUCUGGUGGGAGCUGCUCACAGGGCUCAGCACCCCCCUCCAGCGAAGGGAGCUGGGGGCAGGAAGACUCCCCACCCUCCACCCCGUCUCAGUCCCUGUUCCUGAGAGCGCUUCCUCUGACCCUUAGCAGCUCAGCUGAGAGGAAGCAAGGAGGACCUGCAGGCUUGGGGAAGGGGGAAGAGUGUGCCUCCCCCCCAUCUGGAAGCCCCUCAUCUGCCGUGGGGCCCUUGGUCGUGGGCUGGCUGCCUCCUGGCCCCGAGCAACUGCAGCUCAAGAAGAUAACCUUUUUUUUGUGCUGGAAUAAAAACCUAUUUAUCCUUU
Molecule: messenger RNA, 3505 nt
Organism: Heteronotia binoei (common prickly gecko)
Lineage: Eukaryota; Metazoa; Chordata; Lepidosauria; Squamata; Gekkonidae
Gene: CLCN7
Product: chloride voltage-gated channel 7
Exons: 24
Coding region: 8-2311 (767 amino acids)
Biological process (GO): transmembrane transport; chloride transport
Cellular component (GO): lysosomal membrane; intracellular membrane-bounded organelle
Molecular function (GO): voltage-gated chloride channel activity
Source: RefSeq, a predicted model, not a curated record